UCUCUCUCUCUCUUACCUGGGGCAAUGGGCUCAGGGACUCGGUCCUCACCACCGCCGCCUUCGCCGCUGCUGCUGUCCCUGCUGCCGCUGCUGCUGCUGCUGUCCCCGACCGUGCGGGGUGACUGCGGCCCACCUCCAGAAAUACCUAAUGCCACGCCAGAGGUGGAUGGAAAAACCAGUUUUCCCGAAAAAAGUUUUGUGGUAUAUUCAUGUAAUAAAGACUAUCAAAAAAUUCCAGACAAAGAAGACACAGUGUUCUGUCUUCCAAAUGGUCAAUGGUCGAGCCUGGACACAUUCUGUAAUAAAAGCUGUAAUGCUCCAACAAGAGUGACUUUUGCAUCCCUCAAAAAGGAAUAUAUCGAUUUGAAUUAUUUCCCAAUUGGUAGCACUGUGGAAUAUGAGUGUCGGCCAGGAUAUCGAAGAGUAACUUCGCUGUCAGGCAAAUCAACUUGCCUUGAUAAUUUAGAAUGGUCCACAGUUGCUGAAUUUUGUGCAAAAAGAUCAUGUCCUAAUCCUGGAGAAUUGCAAAAUGGUAAUAUCGACAUAGUAACAGACAUAUUAUUUGGUUCAGAAAUAUACUUCUCAUGCAACACAGGGUACAAGCUAAUUGGUGUAGACUCUACCUUCUGUUACUUUACGGGAAGUACUGUCGAAUGGAGUGACCAAUUCCCAGUGUGCACAGAAAUUCAUUGUCCAGAUCCACCACCAAUUAAGAAUGGAGAAAUGCGAGGAGAAAGUGAAAAUUACUUAUAUAGACACUCUGUCACCUAUACAUGUGCCAAAGGCUUCGUCCUGGUUGGAAACAGUUCCAUUUAUUGUACUAUGAACGGUGAUCAAGGAGAAUGGAGUGGCCCAGCACCCCAGUGCAUAGAGAAAUCCAAGAUCCCAUCAACAACUCCGAAGUCAACAACAGUUAAUGUUCCAACUACAAGAGUUCCAUUAACGUCUCCGAAAACAACCACAGGUACAAGAGGUCCACCAUCAUCUCAGAAACCAACCACAGUUAAUGUUCCAGGCACAAGAGGUCCACAAACAUCUCAGAAACCAACCACAGUUAAUGUUCCAGCAACACAGCAUGUACCUGCUAUCAAGACAACCACACAUCAUCCAACAAGAACAACUAAAGAGAAAGAAAGGUCUACCUCAGGUGGUGACCAUCUUAUAUAUGGGCGUACUUGUUUAAUAACCUUGACAGUUUUGCAUGCGAUGAUGCUGUUACUCAUUGGCUAGUUGGCUAAGCCAAAGAAGAGUCAAGAAGAAAACACAUACAACCACAGAGAGUACUUCUAGUUUGUUAGAAUGUCCAGGACGAAUGGAUAUAAUAAAUUGAAUAGUGUUCUUUGUUUGGCAUGCUAUCACUGUCUUUAAGCUGUUUUAGGUACGUUAACAAACCAAGAAGAAAGGAGUUUGCUUGGGCUGGUAUUCUUGAUACACAUAAGUAUCUCGAAUUUAUUUCAAAACUAGAAAAUUCAUAACACUGAAUGGUUACUUUUCUAAAAGUAUGGAAAAAUGUGGAGUUUUUUUCAUGCUUAGAAUGGGAGUUUGGAGAAAGGGAAAUCACUUCUUUUGCUUGAUCUAUCAUAUUAUUCUGGCUUACAAUGAAAACAGAAAGCUAGACAUACUAAUGAGAUUGCAAAAGUAGAAUAAAGACCCUAAACUAAAUCUUCUUUCUUCUAAGCAAAAUUGCCACAGAGGUGGAACAUCUUCGUUUAACCCUUUACCUGAAGGUGUUUUCAUUUGGACUUUCCAUGAAUAUGAGUUGACACGAUGUUAUUAAGGAAGAGCAUCCUAAUGAAGUAGCAGUGAGAUGGGGAAUGUAGCUCACUUGGUAGAGAGCUUGCCUACCAUGCAUAAUUGCCUGAGUUCCUUCCUCAGGGCACAUCUAUAAUCCCAGUACAGGGGAAGAGAAGGCCAGAGGAUCAGAAAUUCAAGGUCAUUCUUGUUUACCUAGUGAGUUUCAGGCCAGUCUGGGAUACCUAAGAUUCUGUUUCAACAUCAUCGAUAGA
Arvicola amphibius (Eurasian water vole) is the source of this 2006-nucleotide messenger RNA. RefSeq names its product CD55 molecule (Cromer blood group) (gene Cd55). NCBI's taxonomy places the organism in Eukaryota, Metazoa, Chordata, Mammalia, Rodentia, Cricetidae. The transcript is spliced from 10 exons. The record is from RefSeq and is a predicted model, not a curated record. Bases 25 to 1230 code for a protein of 401 amino acids.